Molecule: messenger RNA, 964 nt
Organism: Eutrema salsugineum
Lineage: Eukaryota; Viridiplantae; Streptophyta; Magnoliopsida; Brassicales; Brassicaceae
Exons: 3
Coding region: 389-856 (155 amino acids)
Source: RefSeq, a predicted model, not a curated record
AAUGAAUCAUCAAUAAUACAAUUAAUUAAUUUUCAAAACCAAAGAAAAGUAGAAGCAGAAAACUAGAGGAGGCAGAAAGAAACCAUAGGUCCAUAACCGAGAAUCUGUUGAAGCCAAGCAAAGCUUACAGCUAAGAAAUUGUUUAUCAUCAACAGUCCACUGCAAUAUUCUGGAGACUUAGAGAAGCGAUCUUUGUGGCUGCUUUUGUUAUUCUCCUUUGGUGCUUUGGAGAAUCUAAUUCUCUUCGGACAAGUUUCUUUCUUCUACUGCUUCUUUUGUCUGUUUUCGUUGGAAUAAUUCAAAGUCAAGAUCAAGGAAGGAGGAUUCAUCUUCUCCAAGAAAUUGCGUAACCAGACAGAGUUCUAGGAAGAAAAAGGAAUUCAAUAGCAUGGUUGGAAUUUUCUCCAGAUUUUCUGUUGGUAGAGGCGGCCAUAGACGAACACAGAGUGCCAUCGCUGAGAGGGGAGCAUUGCCUCCAAGUUCUGAUAUUGUUGCUUCACCUAACACAGCACCCACUUCAACUCAUGGGAUCGAAGUAACAACAGAGUUUAAACCCGUGGAACACCCUUUCGAGCCUUUGGACAACGAUCAACCGAUCCAAUGUCCACUCCCCGAGCCAUCCAUUCUCAAUGAGGGGAGAAUCUGGAAGGAGAGAGUGUCGGCUUCUUCGAUGAGGAGACGAAGCGAUUUGGCCAUUGUUAAAGAUGGAAUGGGUGAAGAAUCUGAUGGCUCUUUGACAAAACCAAUACGGACUAGCCAAUCUAAUCCUGACCGUCUGAUUUUGCCUUCGCUCAGUGCACCUGAAAACAACUUGCUUAAUCUACUAGAUGAUUGCAAAGCAUCCGGCAGUAUCUAAGAACCAAAGGUGGUUUAUGCUCUUUUUUUCUUUUCCUUUUGUGUGUAAGAACAAAACCAAACCAUAGUCAAUGUUAUAAUACUUUAUUGUUAACUCAAUUCAUAGAGC